Molecule: messenger RNA, 1946 nt
Organism: Blastomyces dermatitidis ER-3
Lineage: Eukaryota; Fungi; Ascomycota; Eurotiomycetes; Onygenales; Ajellomycetaceae
Exons: 1
Coding region: 973-1440 (155 amino acids)
Molecular function (GO): fatty acyl-CoA hydrolase activity
Source: RefSeq, a predicted model, not a curated record
GCUAAGUCCCACACAGCUAAGACGAUGCAUCAGCUUUAUCAGAUUAUUGCUGUGGCUAUUCAAAUGUUCAGAAGAGGCACUUAAGGACCCUUUCUCCAAUGGUUCAUGAAUUCUCUUGCUAUUGGCAAAAUGUUAAAGUGCAAUUAGAUAAAGUAUAGCAUAUUUGAUAUCCUUUGCCUCCUUUAAGAACACCGUUACAAAUGGUUAUUCAUGGUGAACUGGCAAUUUAUGUUGGAUUGCUUUAUUGAUGGAGCAACCACCGAACAGGGUUUGUAGGUGAGCAGGACAUAUGAAUAUAAUUCCUCAAAUUAAUCUAGUUAUCCCCUCUUUUUCUUUGAUAUCACCAUCACCAUCAACAUUGUCGUUGACAAUCCCACGCGGCAGUCGGCUAAAGUUAAACAACUCUGUGGCGCUUACUCAGCUGAAUCUCCCCGCACAUCUGAUGUUUUCUUUUAUUGGAGCGUUGGUUUAUAUCGCUCCACAGCCCAGCAGCGUUGAUAUAUGCGGACCUGAAUCCACUUUUCUUUUUUUCAGGACGCUUCGGCCAUGCUUAUAACGUUAUCCUUGCUGGAGGAUAUUUAUCCAGAGAGCAAAACUACCUCGGUUGAAUCAAAAUGGGCUCAAACGAAUACCCACAUAAACUGACAGACCCGUUCACCCACUGACACUGACUUGAUUUCUUAGACCUUGGGACAUUUAUAAAGAAUCUCUAUAUGCUGAACAAAUAAUAGAAACUUGGCCCUUUACUCAACCUCUAUCCUGCGACUAGAUACGUCGUAUCCCGCCUUAACUCCCGCCAAGUCGGCUGCCGCGCUUACCGUUAUAUCACAAGGGAAGCAAGCGAUGUAUUAUACAAGCGAAGAGCUCUGAAUUCUACAUUUAAUCACAUCCACACUCGUUUCCCCGUACCUCUCAUACGACCCUGUACAUAACCCCUCACACGCACGUUCGUUCGUUACGAACCUCCAAAAGAUGGUCAGCAGCAACGAAGACACCCCCUGGGAAAGGGUCCAGUCCUUCCUCAACAUCGCCUCCGCCUACCCCCAAAACUCCAGUUGGGAUGUGUCAUGCAUGAAGGCCAUCAAACUUGUGAAAGUCGAACCGGGUACCGUCGAAUUCGAAUUCACAGUAACAGAAAAUAUGUGCAAUCCGCUGGGGAUAUUGCAUGGCGGCUGCACAACGACGAUCCUAGACGUUCUAACGUCGACAGCGGCGUUUUCCCUACCGGACAAUGACCUGGCGCUAGGGACGCUCAGUCGGACGUUGACAAUGACGUUCCUGAGGCCUGUGCCUGUGGGUACGACGGUGAGGGUUGUGGUUCACUUGGUGGCGGCGGGGAAGAAAUUUGUUAAUUUCACGGGGAAUCUGUUGACGCUGGAUGGGAAGGUUUGUGCUAGUUGUGUACAUGAUAAGGCGGUGUUCAGGCCUGAGAAACUAUGAAGAGGAGGUACGGGGGAUAGUUUGUGGGAUGUGAUGUUUAGUGGAAUGAGUUGGCUAUUGGCUAAUGGGAGCUGUGCAAUGGGUGGUCAAAAAGAGAGAUGAGAGCAGUCUUGGCCCUAUCGAAAAGGACCUUUCCUCCGUUAAAGAGGUGGUGUGCGUUUUCAAGCCCAGGGGAGCUCGGUUUACAUGAAAUGGUUCGACGGAUAGAUAUUGCGUUUAUAUCAUUUUCCUGGAUUUUAUUUUGUAGAACUAGAAGAAUAAUAGAUAGAUGAACGCAUUGUAAUCUGUAACUGAAUUCCAAGCGCAGAUAGAGUCCGAGGUGUCCGCCGUUCCAGUGUUGGCCGGUUGGUGAACCCUCAUAUUGGUGUUGGUGGGAAAUGGGGCCUAAGUUCUGCUUGUAAUAAAUAUGAGAAAUUCGAUGUUUUAGCAGUUUCUAACUUCAUUUUGUUCCCGAUUCAAUUUUAGUUAUACGUUUGUAUGUUUGUAUGUAUGUUUAUAUAUUAUCU